AUGGCUUAUAAUAAAGCGUACAGUUUGACGCUCUACUGGUUGUCGUCUUGUGCUUCCGACCACAGGUGGUCGGCGGAUGGGUUUCGAUCAGCUGGGCGCUGUUACCAUCGCACUCUGCCCGGCGAGGGCUGCUUCUUUCACGAAGCCUGCGAGGAGACAAGCGGCCUUUGCUGCCCCGACCCUUGGGGAGUCUACCCCCCGUGCUGCUCCAAGGGGAUGCCGCCACUGCAGCUUACGCUGCUGGCAGAUAACGAAUCACGAGCAGGAGAGAACCACGAGGAAGACGUGGAGCAGGAGAACAAAUCCCUGCUGGCGCGACUCCACGAGGACGAGCGGGUGAUUUGGCUCCUGGUGGGGCUCCUCCUGCUCCUGCUGCUGAGAAUGGUGAUGAGCUGCUCCCAGCCCAAGGACAUUGUCGUCACAGAAUAUGCCGGCGAAGACGAUUACGCCGGAAUUGCGACGACCCGGCGCUGUGCGCAGCCGGAGAGGGAAAGUACCACAAGAGCGCUGAUGAACUCAGGAAGGUACAUCAUCGCCUUCGUGAAUAAGGGCUCUGGAGACCAGAAGAGUGCUUUGCUGCACGAUGCCUUUUCCAGCCUCCUCGGCCAACACGGUUGUGUGUGCGUCUUACCGGAUGACUUGGAGCGCGGCAUGAGCCUGGCCGCUGGGAAGCAGAAGACCGAUCAGAACGUCUAUGUGCUGGCAUGCGGCGGAGAUGGGACGGUGACCUGGGUCUUGCCGCCUGGGCAGCAGAGCGAGAGCAGUGCAGAUGGGAUCAUACCCAUGGGAACGGGCAACGAUCUGGCACGAUCCCUGGGCUGGGGCCCCGCGCUGUCGGAGCUGAGCCAGCUGGAGAGCUACGUUAUGCGGACCAUCCAUGCGGAGAUUGUGCUUCUGGAUCAGUGGAAGUUGACACUGCGACCCCAGAGCAUGCUGCCACCCUCACUGCGGCCGAAGGAGGAGCAUAGGUCUGAGUACGUCGGAUACUUCACCAACUACUUCUCUGUCGGCAUGGAUGCCAGGACGACGUAUGAAGUCGGCAAGGCGCGCCAGGGACGACUAGGCCGUGCCUGUUUCCAACUGCGCUGUUUGUGGCCUUUCAGUUUCAUCCAUGGUGGCUUUCUCUGCUAUGCCUGCAAAGCUCCAAACGUUUUGAGAGUCUGCUGCUGUCGGAAGAAGGCCUUGAACAAAGACCUUUCGCUGUGGUUUGAUGGCUCUGAAGAGGCGUAUUCCUUCCGUGGGCGGGACGAGUUUCGACAGUUCACGCUCACGAAUAUCAACUCAUACGGUGCAGGCAUGGCGCUCUAUGGGAAGCAGCGCUUCAGACACGCAGUCAGCCCAACCGACUGGCGCCUGGAGGCGUUUACUCUCCAUGGUCCUGUGUCUGUCAUUGGGAUGACAACAGCGAAGAAAUUCCUUGGACUGCCCUGCCAAAGCUGCAGCAUUCGUAUCGACCACCAGCCGGCGCGCGUGGACUUGGAGCUUACGAGGGGCCAGUACUUCCAGAUGGAUGGAGAGCCCUGGUAUCUUUCCGCGGCAUGUACCGCAACGAUCGAGCCGAACACCCAGGUAAAGAUGCUGUGCCCGCCGUUGAACGGUCCGGGUGCCGGCGUAUGGGGCAGUCGACAAGAGAGGAGCUUUUGGAAAGCGACACAGACGACAUCGCGCACGACAGAGCUCCAUGACCCAAAUUUAGAGAUGGCCGUGCUUCUCGAAGUACUUGCCUUCCGUGUGCGUUUCAAGAACUGCAAAUUGGCAACCGUGUACUGCAAAGGUCGCACACCCAAGUGA
Symbiodinium sp. CCMP2592 is the source of this 1791-nucleotide messenger RNA. The record is from the annotation of a GenBank genome assembly. Lineage: Eukaryota; Dinophyceae; Suessiales; Symbiodiniaceae.